Molecule: messenger RNA, 3595 nt
Organism: Panonychus citri (citrus red mite)
Lineage: Eukaryota; Metazoa; Arthropoda; Arachnida; Trombidiformes; Tetranychidae
Product: major facilitator superfamily domain-containing protein 6-like
Exons: 2
Coding region: 267-2513 (748 amino acids)
Cellular component (GO): membrane
Source: RefSeq, a predicted model, not a curated record
AUCAGUUAAUUCUCUGCAUAUUUACCUCCGCAUCUUUUAUCCUUCCUUUUCCUUUUCUCUUUCUUUAUUUCUCUUUUUUCUUUCCUUUUCUUUUUGGUCAAUUAAUUAUUCAACUCAGACCUUCAUCAGUAAUUAAAGAACCUUUCGUUUAGACCUGAAUACCUUUCGAAUUAAAUAUUAAAUAGUUUUAAUUUUCCUCUUUUUCUUUUGCUCGUAUAAUUUUCGAGAGAGAGAGGAAAAGGUCAAGUUGUGCCAUCGAAAUCAGGAUGGAGUUACCUCGAUAUCCUCAAAGUUCAUCAGAUCAACAGCGAUCAACAGCUUCCUCGUCGUCUAAUUAUAAUCCAUUUUCCACUUCGGGUGUUGGUGACCUGGGAGGUGAUCAGGAAGAGUCCGGUCUCUAUCCUACUCGACCAAUCGAUCUAAAUUACACUGAAACCAUUACUUUAGACGACAAUGGAUCAACGGGUGUACCUGAUUAUAAGCGUAAUUCUGAUACCGUUGAUUUAGUUCAAGAGAUAUUAACCAAUCGAGAUUUAUUAGUCUCGAAAGGUUUUUAUUUUUUCUUUUACGCUGCUUUUGGAUCUUUGUUUCCAUUAACUGGAGUUUAUUUCAAACAAAUGGGAAUGAAUUCCGUUCAAGCGGGUAUAUUGACCGGAGUUCGACCUUUUAUUGAAAUUUUUUCAGCGCCUUUCUGGGGAUCGAUGGCCGAUCGUUUCAAUAAAGGUAAACUACUUCUCAUGGCUUCCAUUUUUUCCUGGAUCAUUUUCACUUGUGCCAUGGCUUAUAUAAGACCUCCAGCAACUGCAUGUGUCACAUUCAACGAAACUCAUCACAUUUUAUUUACUCCUUAUUCUGAGGAAUCAGAUGAUGAUUUUGAGAUGUCGAUAACUCCACAGAAAAGGACUCGCCGAGAAUCAGGGCAACAGAUUCAUCUAGUUGACUCUCUUCGUGAAACCAUUCACAAUUCAUUGUUUGGUGUUAAGAAAAGAGUUAAAAGAGAGUCAAAGAGACGGACAAACGCCAAUCGACAUCGACCACCACCAGCUCAUGUCAUUGGUAAAUCACCGAUUCCGAUUGAUUAUACAUUGAAUUUUAACAAAGAUAUUCACGCUUCCUAUGUAUCACCUCCAUAUAGCACCGUUGUUUAUAAAUGGGAAGAUAUUGAGUCCGUUUUCCUCCUUCUUAUGCUUCUUGUGUUAAUUGGUGAGUUUUUCAGCGCUCCAGCAAUUACUCUCGCUGAUUCGGUUACACUUGAUUAUCUUGGUGAUCGUAUUGAUCUUUAUGGACGUCAACGUUUAUUUGGCUCCGUUGGUUGGGCCAUAUCGAUGUUUUUCGUUGGAAUGGCCUUAGAUAAUUCAACGGAAUUCAAUGAUCAUCCUUGUGGAGCCCAUGAAAGUGAACGAAAUUAUAAAGUUUGUUUCUCAAUUUUUGCUGUUCUAAUGGUCGCUGCUGCUGGUACCGCUUAUCAAUUCCGUUUUCCUGAUCAACCUUCAAGAUCACUUGAUGAUAGUUCGCAAGGUGUUGAUUCGGUUCCCAUGAAACCUUAUAACUCAGGUCCAAAGUCGAUAUUCAACACAGCCCCGCCAAUAAAUCCGCCUCCGGGAAUGCAACAAGAUCGUAAAUUUGAAUUUAUUGACAAAUGGAAAUCCGCUGUUUUUGCUCAACGAACUCGAGAAAUGCCCGAAUGGGUCGAGGUGAUUAAAACGUUCGCCAACCUCCGUUACGGUGCUUUCUUGUUUGUCACUUGGUUCAUGGGUGCGGGAAUUGGUAUGGUUUUUGCAUUUCUCUUUUGGCAUCUUCAAGAUCUCGGUGGGACACCAACGCUUUUCGGUAUCGCCUCGGUGAUUAAUCACAUAUCUGAAAUAUUUGCAUAUUUUUACUCAUUAGAGUACAUUAAAAAGUAUGGACACACCAAGGUACUUUGUUUCGGCUUAGCAUGUAAUUUUGGUCGUUUUUUGUACAUCGCUUGGCUGGACAAUCCUUGGUUUAUAUUACCCUUUGAGUUGAUACAAGGAGUAACUCACGCUGGUGUUUGGGCAGCUUGUUGCUCUUACAUCACCCAAGCAACACCGCCACACCUCAAGUCGUCAACUCAGGGAGUUUUACAAGGACUUCAUCAUGGUUUCGGCCGAGGGGCUGGAGCCAUACUUGGUGGUAUUUUUAUCAAUAAAUUUGGGACCCGACCAACAUUUGCCGUUUAUGGUUUACUUUGUGGCCUUGUUUUGGCUUUUUUUGUGUUCGUCAACUCACAGCGAACUCAUUCCGGAUUUCGUUGGCUUGAAGAUGAAAAUGAGCACCAAGUUUACAUUGAAGGGGGUUCAGGUUUAGCUCCUCACGGUGUACCCUCAGCACCAAUCGCUCGAACAGCAUCGAAAACAAAUCUGUCGACUCCUCAUAAUGUACAACCACAGUCGCAACAUUUUCAACAAACAACUUCACAGGCUUGGCCUCAAUCCAACAGAGAUUGGGAAACCAGUGAUCGAGAAUUCGUUAAUCAAAGUGAUUGGCAUUGAUUAAAUUGAUCAAACCAAACUAGUAAACAUUUCGGUUUAAAUAUUAGCCCAAUACUAGCGUCCAGCAUUACGAUUGGAGGUUACACUUUACUUUUUGGUCUUUUUUCCGUUAUGACAAAAUGGUGAUCGUCAUACAAUAGCAAAACAAAAGUAGCCAAAGAAAACAAACCAAUGAAAUUGAUUCAUUUUUUCAAUACUCACUCAAUAUUAUACUAACAUUAAUUUAUAACUUAUAUAAUCUAAUUCAUGGAAGAAAUUCUUUGCAUUCAAAAAAGAUCAGAAUCCAAUUUAUAUCAAUAAUAAGGGUCCAAGAACAUCACCAGCUGAUGCAAAAAAUCUUUCAACUUGGUCAACCUUAAAAAUCGUUGGUCAAAAUUGUAUCAUGUUGAAAACCGGAUCACUUGUUGAUCGAUUGAAUUUCUUAUUCAAUUCGUAUUUUUGUCCAAUGUCCGAUUUAUAAGCUUCCAAAGCUUAAAAACUUUUCCUUCUCAUGUUUUUCCAAUUCUGUGAUCUCCAAAUCUAAGCAGAUUGGUGUUGUACUUUGUUGUAAAUAUUAUAAACUGUUCAUGUAAAAAAAUCCAAGAGCAUCGACAUGGGACAAAUAUCACCUUCAUCUACAAGCAUAAAAGGAAUCACAUCCGAUUCCUACGAUCAAACCACCAAGUUGUAUCAACAAUAUUCCAAUUCCAAACAGAAGAUGAUGAAAAUACUGAUCGUCAAUCCAAAAUCUCACAAAGAUGAUAACACAUCCAAUGAUGAAUUCCUAUAUGAACCAAAAAAAUAGAGGAAGAGAAAUAAUCAAAUUGGAAAAUCGUUCUAGUCACUCUUCAAGAUGGAAAAGAAAAGAGAGAGAGAAAGAGCAAACAAGAACAAAAAAAAACAUAAAUAUAUAAAUAAAGUUCCUCGGCUGAAAGAUGAUUAAAUUAAAGCAUUUAAGCGAAAGAAAAACAAUUAACCUUCUUGGUGAAUUUUACCUUACAGGUAAGAACAUGAUAUUAAGUAAACACAUUAAACUUGAAAAAGAAACAAUAAAAAAAGGUUGUGAACAAAAGUGAAAUAAAAACUGUUUUUAAAGAAUUAAA